Chiloscyllium plagiosum (whitespotted bambooshark) is the source of this 4173-nucleotide messenger RNA. Its product is annotated as gamma-aminobutyric acid receptor subunit beta-1. Gene Ontology annotation, biological process: monoatomic ion transmembrane transport. Gene Ontology annotation, molecular function: GABA-A receptor activity; extracellular ligand-gated monoatomic ion channel activity. NCBI's taxonomy places the organism in Eukaryota, Metazoa, Chordata, Chondrichthyes, Orectolobiformes, Hemiscylliidae. Gene Ontology annotation, cellular component: membrane. The record is from RefSeq and is a predicted model, not a curated record.
GUGCCAACUAGAGCUGCUGGCAAUUAUAAGACACACAUUUCUGCUUUGAGAUGAACACGUAGAGAUGAACCAGUUCCUAGCUUUCAAUAAUCAAAGUUAGGAAUGUGGAGAGUUCAGGACAGAGGAUGCUUCGGGAUUUUGUCGAUCCCCGUGAUGGUGGCCAUGGUUUGCUAUGCCCAGAGAGUUAACGAGUCCAACAACAUGUCAUAUGUGAAAGACACCGUGGAUAACUUGCUGAAAGGAUAUGACAUUCGAUUAAGACCAGAUUUCGGAGGUCUCCCUGUGGACGUUGGUAUGAACAUAGACAUUGCCAGCAUAGACAUGGUCUCUGAAGUCAAUAUGGAUUAUACUCUGACAAUGUACUUCCAGCAGUCCUGGAGAGACAAGAGGCUUUCAUACUCUGGAAUACCUCUGAACCUCACUCUAGAUAACAGAGUGGCUGACCAACUCUGGGUUCCCGACACCUACUUUAUUAAUGACAAAAAGUCAUUUGUGCAUGGAGUUACAGUGAAAAAUCGAAUGAUUCGUCUGCACCCAGAUGGCACAGUGCUGUACAGCCUGAGAAUCACAACGACAGCAGCAUGUAUGAUGGAUCUGAGGAGGUACCCCUUGGAUGAGCAAAACUGCACACUUGAAAUAGAAAGCUAUGGGUACACAACGGAUGACAUUGAAUUUCAGUGGACAGGUGGUAACUAUGCAGUCACAGGAGUAGAGAAGAUUGAACUGCCGCAGUUUUCCAUUGUCGAACACAAGCUGGUUUCAAAGCGAGCAGUUUUUGCUACAGGUUCUUAUCCAAGACUAUCACUGAGUUUUCGACUGAAAAGAAAUAUUGGCUAUUUCAUCUUGCAAACAUACAUGCCCUCAAUUUUAAUCACAAUUUUGUCCUGGGUGUCCUUCUGGAUCAAUUAUGAUGCUUCUGCUGCAAGAGUUGCAUUAGGAAUCACAACUGUACUUACCAUGACAACUAUCAGCACUCACCUCAGGGAAACCCUUCCCAAGAUCCCCUAUGUUAAGGCUAUUGACAUUUACUUAAUGGGUUGUUUUGUCUUUGUAUUCCUGGCUUUAUUGGAAUAUGCCUUUGUCAACUACAUAUUCUUUGGAAGAGGACCACAGCUUCAGAAGAAAGCAACUCAGAAACCAACACAGCCCCACACGAAAAGCAGACUUGGAACCAACAAAACUCAGGUGGAUGCUCAUGGAAAUAUUCCACUAACAACUCUUGAAAUUCGGAACGAAGUGAAAGCUUCUGAGGUGUUCACGAAUAUCAAUGAUCCAAGAGCGACCAUGUUUUCUUAUGACAAUACCAACAUCCAAUACAGAAGGCCAGCUACCAGCAGAGAUGGCUUUGGUAGAAGCACACUAGAAAGGCACACAGUUCAGAAGAAGGGACGCUUACGGCGACGAACAUCACAACUGAAAAUUAAAAUCCCAGAUUUGGCUGAUGUGAAUGCCAUAGACAGGUGGUCACGGGUGGUCUUUCCUGUUACAUUUGGGUUUUUUAACUUGGUGUACUGGCUGUACUAUGUGCACUAACUCAGACAGUAUGUACAGUACAGAUAGGAUUCCUUCUUUCUUUUGAUUUCAUUUAUUAACCCUUAAAGAACUGUAGUAGCAAAAUAGCAACAAGUUCAAGGUAAGAUAUUCAGCUCUUAUAUUAUUGUGGGGAUUAAAUACAUAAGCGUAUUUGCCAAUGAACUUGUGUCUAGUUAGGAUGAAUAGUUCAGUUUUGAAAUAAAUUGCUUUCAUUCGAUGCUUAACUCCUAAUGACAGCUAUUCAAUAUCUUCUGCUUUGAAAGAUUAGGGUUGACAAUAAUGGUUAAGAUAGUGGCCUCAUCCACCAACUUUCCAACUGGAAAAAUGGUGGCAACCUUGUCAUAGCUGCUUUUGGGAGCCCUGACACGAUGACAUUCAGCAGGUAACUGUUGCCAGGGCUCCCAUACCUUGAGAAUGAAAGAGCUGCUGGCCAAUUGGCUGCAGUUUUCCACCUAACUGUGGAGCUGUAGCCAGGAAGGAGGGCCCAGGAGGCGGGUACGGUGAUUCACCAAAGCCAGUGGACAAACCUUGGUAGCGAGACAGUGAGCAAAGAUUGGGGGGUGCACAGGAGAAAACCAGUUCCCUUCAUUUAAAUGUAGGCUCAGAAAGGUCCCAGACCACCUACCCACCUGAAGGCCAAUUAAUCCCUUUAAGUGGCCAAUUGAAGGACUUGGUUCAUUACUACUGGCGACAUUUUACCAGGGGCAAGUGAGAAUGCUCAAGUCACAUGGGAGGGCCACCCACUAUACCCUGAGGGUUCAGGGACUGGAGUGGAGGCUUCUGCGAAACUGUACCCUAUGGAGAGCCCCACCAAAGACAAGAAUGUCUGCCACUGAAAAAUGUUCCCUUCUCCCCAAACUGACAUCUUAAACACACACCAGACAUUAUUGUCUGACUGACUGUAAAGAGCCUGCCCUAGUUAUCUAACUCUGCAUCACACACUCCCUCCCCCACCCACCAUGGCUGCGACUUAAGGUUUCCUGCAGAACCAGUAGUGACAACUACUGCUGGCGGUGAAGAGUUGUCAGCCCUCUGAUUGGUGAACAGAUUUGUGGGGGAGGAAAUAAUCAUCUUCUUUAAAAGUUCGGAAAUACUGAGCUGCCUGAUUAACAUUUAGAUUCAUCUGGGCUCCCCAGAAAUGCAAUGGAGUUGCCACCAUCUUUCCAGCUCGUGAUUAAGACCACCAGUAUUGACAUUAAGCAUAGCUGGUGUAUGGCAUCCCACUACUAUUAGAAAACCAAUGAUAAUGUGUUGACGCACAAGUGGCAAUUGACUGUGUACUGAAUGGUCUCUGUUUUCCCACUGGACAGGAUGACUAUUCAUGACCAUUCCCAUCCUGCUAGGACAUUAAAUACCACACAUUGUGUCUGAUUAGGAAUCAAAUCACUUUAUUCCUUCAUAAAGUGUAUGAGCAUAUGAUCUUCAGACUUAAUUUUCCCUUCUUACACAUGCAGGAAAAUAAAAAACACUAGCUAGAAAUUACUAUUCACAGUUUUAGCGUGUGAAUGCUGUCAAAUAUUUUUCAGUAUUACCCAUUUCAUUUGAAAUGAAUUGUCUUCUGCAAAAUGACAGCAAUUGCAAUGUGUGUGUCAGCUAAUGUUGGCAAUAGUAUUUUCUAGGCCACAUUGGGUAACUGGAAAGAGAGUGUCAGGUUUGGCAGACUGGAUGAGUGGAUGGCUGUGAAGGUUAAACUGUUAAGUUUGAGCAACUUAACCAGCACCCAACUAUAAUUCUCUCCUUAUGAUAUCCUCAGCACUCAGGCUCGCACAAAAUCCUGUUGGCAGCUCUAAUAUCCUUGCUCUGCCCCAAACCUAACUGCAACCUCAAUACAACCCAAAACCUUCAUGUCCUCACUUCCACCAAAGUCCCAGUGGUAAAUCCAAAGAUACAGGCCUGAUAUCCAAGUUCAUUUUUUACCCCCACCCUGCAGUCCUAAUCAGAGCCUGGCACCUUUAGCUUCUACUGACAAGAGAAAAAGUGCCCAUGGAUCUCUGGCUGUCUGCCUUUGUUUUUGCAACCACCCAGCUGCCAAGCUGCCAAUCACCACCAAUUAAAGGAGGUCCUUUAAAAUGUGACACCAUGCUCCUUCUCAAAUCACCCGCCACCUAAUUAAUAUCUGGAUUCUGCACAAAAAAAAACUAUUUUCUAAUCAACCUGUUCAGAAAUGUUGUUACAACACCUCUGGAACAGAUGGGACUUGAACCCUUAUGAGAUACACUCGGACUCUGCUUAUUGGACCAGAUUUUGCUGGUUUUUGUUCUGCUCUGUUUUUGUAUUAUUUUUAACUAUUUUGUUUUAGGAGAAUUGUUUUAUGCUUCCUCAUGCAACUGCAUUUUUACUACAUUUCCAACAUGUUUUUAUUUAGUUUUACUGGUCUACAUACUUGUUAUCAGUGCAAUUGGAUGGGCCGUUUUAUAUAUUUACAAACUUCAUAGUUAACUUACAGCUGUUACAACAUGCAUUUUUUAUAGUGUAGUGAUUGUUCUGGCUUAAAAUAUAUCGAAACAUAGGAUAUAUAGAACGUACUCAUCUCUCCCAUGUUUAUAUAUCAAGCUAUUUUCAUUUAUAGGUAAAAACAAUGACUGCAGAUGCUGGAAACCAGAGUCUAGAUUAGAGUGGUGCUGGUAAAGCACAGCAGUU